This is a messenger RNA of Mesorhabditis spiculigera, 1146 nucleotides long. Lineage: Eukaryota; Metazoa; Nematoda; Chromadorea; Rhabditida; Rhabditidae. The record is from the annotation of a GenBank genome assembly.
AUGUGCGUGGAGGGUUCCCCUCCCCUACUGCCCAUCCGCUUCUGGCUGAUCGGGGUAUGCGGGUGCGCGUUGGCGUUAUUUGGGCUGAUGGCCAACGCCAUGCUGGCCGCCCUCUUCCUGACGCGCAGCCAUUAUAGGCAUUCCCCCUUCUUCUUCCUCGGGUUCGUCGCGUUUUUCGACACGCUGUUGGACGCGACAUAUGUCAUUUUAUUGGCGGUCCCCGUCGAGGCGCAAUACUACCAAAACUUGGGCCUCUACCUCUUGUGGCUACAGUAUAUGCCCGUCAUCUACGUGCUCGGGCAAAUCUUUAAAGUAUCAUCCGUGCUUUGCCUCGUCGUGGCGUCGAUCGAAAGAUACUGCCUAACGAAACAUUGGACAUUCACCGGUUUUGAGAGCCGGACCCGGUGGAUUGUGCUGGCGAUCGCGCUAAUUUCGGCAGUUUCGCUGAAAGUUAUCACAUCGCAAGUCGAGAUCCAGGAGUACAUCCACUGCACAGGGUUCGAGCGAUAUCAGAUCGGAACAUUCCGCUCGGGGGCAGUGAUGGGCGUUGUGAACGGCCUGGUGUUGGCCGUCCCGUUUUUGACGCUGGUUUUUCUGAACGGCGGCAUUGUGCUGAUGCUGCGGAAGCAGAACGUACAGCAACUCCGCUCCCUGAUCACCCAGCUGACGAUGGGCAGCGACGUGAUGAAGAUACGCCGCAAAAACAUCCGGGCGGCCACGCACACGCUGCUGGUGAUCAUUAGCGCAUACUUGCUCUCGAACUUCUUGAACUUGUGCUUGACCGUGGUGGAGUACAUCGAUCCAGAUUUCCUCCACAUUCAGCACCCGUUAAUCUACCAGCUGGCCGCCGACAGUUCGAGUCUUCUCACAGUGGUCGGGAACGCGAUACGAUUCCCCGCGCAUUUCCUGUCGAAUAAGGAGAUCCGGCAGCAGUUUGCGCUCAUGAUUUUCGGGGAACCGCGCGAGAAGGCCUAUCAAGAAUAUACCGUGAAAGAAGCGGCACGACGGCGCUCCUCCGUCCAGGACAGCCCCUGGAUUUCACUUCUGCUGUCGGCCACCCAGAAUAAAGUCCACGAAGGCGAUCCGCACCAAGCCCUCCUCUCUUCACGGCAUCUCAUCAAGCGCCAUUCAGCCAUUGCCAUUUGU